UUCGACGCCCAGCUCUGGCUAUGCAGUUGCGCACACAGUCAGUAACGUGCAGUGCUGUGUCUUGCGUUCGCAGGUCGCCGAAUAUAAGUAGAGGCCUUGCCUCAAGGCACCCAGCAUUACGCCUGUACAUACCACCUCUCCAGAGCGAGUCAGGGUCUCUGGAAACCCUCGAACAUGACCACGAUACACGACGAACUGCAGGGAAACUACGUAGGAGUGACGUUGAUAGGCUGUGUGCUUGUUGCGUUUCUAUACGGCAUCACGGUCGCGCAGGCAUCGCUACUUUGCGCCCGUAACGGAGCCGACAGCCUCAUUCUGAGAACACUCAUAAUGUUUCUCUGGUUUAACGACGGUGCACAUUAUGCGAUAGCAAUAUGGUCGGCGUACCACUUGUUCGACUUGCAAGACAUCAUAUACAACAGUGCAUGGUGCUUCCGAGGCAUCAUCUUUGUGAGUGGAAUUACGCAUCUAGGCAUCAAGAGCAUCUAUAUAUAUCGGACGUGGAUACUAAGCAAGAGCAAACUCGCCUUGGCUCUUCUAAUCGGGUCUGCUCUGACAACCUUUUCCAUCUCAAUGAAGAUAUCAUUUUCCUUACGCCAGGAGAGCAAUCUGGUACAGCUGCUAGCAUCUCUAUCGCAUGAGAUAUACGCUUCCCUCGCGUCCCUCGCGUUCUCUGACGCGGUCGUCUCUGUGUCCAUAUGCUGGUCAUUGGCACAUUGCCGUACAGUAUCGCCUAGAACUGAACACAUCAUCAGCGUACUCAUGCUGUAUGCCAUAGAAUGCGGGCUUCUGAUGAGCGUGUCGUCCAUCGCUUGCCUUGUCACUUAUGCCACGCUCAUGCCAGACAACGCGACGUUCCUCGCAAUCUUCUUUGUCAUACCCAAAUUGGGCAUCAAUUCGCUCUUUGCUACGCUGAACGCAAGAUAUGCACUGAGGGAGUCCGCGAACAGCCUUGUUGGCUUAGGGGACUCCGUCGUGCUAGCCAGGCUCCAGCGAAGGCGAUUCCGGGAUCGACUCGCUCACAGCAAGAAUGCUCCCAUCAUCAGUAACGUCGGGAGCGAAGUGCAGAUACGGAGUGACUAUCGCACUGGACAGCAGCAAGACACUAUCUCCGCAAGUUCCUGCUGAGAUCCGCAAAUGGGUACGACGUUCGGGACGCAGCCCUGAGCACGCAGCGGCAAAAAUCGUCGCGUCGUAUAUAAAGUAUCGCUUACGAUAAUCAUGGACAAAGAUACGGACUAGGUACCCUUACACGCGCGAUCCAUAAUGCCAUCGAGCGUUGAUCGAGCGUCAUGUUCAUGUCAAAGAGGAUGCAUCGGAUACGUCUUGCGAUGCACGAUGACUAUGCCAUCAGCCGAGGCCAA
This is a messenger RNA of Fomitopsis serialis, 1364 nucleotides long. RefSeq lists its product as uncharacterized. The record is from RefSeq and is a predicted model, not a curated record. Bases 175 to 1128 code for a protein of 317 amino acids. The transcript has 22 exons. NCBI's taxonomy places the organism in Eukaryota, Fungi, Basidiomycota, Agaricomycetes, Polyporales, Fomitopsidaceae.